CAUCGUUAUCGAGCUAGCAACGUAUCACACAUUCUGAUCUUGUUUUAUUCUAACUGGAAUAAACCAUGGAGAAACUGCGUCGUGUGCUAAGUGGAAAUGAGCCAUCGCCGGAGGAGGAGAGCAGUAUAAUUACUCAGAUCAACGACAUGUCCACUCUAAGUUGGGAAUCGCGUAUUAAGGGCUUUAUCAUAUGCUUCGUGCUCGGCAUAUUGCUCUCCUUUCUCGGCUCUAUAAUGCUCUUUCUGCAUCGAGGUAUUGUUGUUUUUGCAGUGUUCUACACUCUGGGCAAUGUGAUCUCUAUGGCGAGCACCUGUUUUCUCAUGGGUCCUUUCAAACAAAUCAAAAAGAUGUUUGCCGAAACGCGUCUGAUUGCCACAAGCAUUGUUAUAGUUGCUAUAGUCAUGACUUUCGUAUCAGCAAUUGUGUUGAAAAAAGCCGGACUCACGCUAAUAUUCAUUAUCAUACAAUCCCUGGCAAUGACCUGGUACUCGCUUUCAUACAUACCCUAUGCAAGAGAUGCGGUUCGGAGCACAGUGUCCGCCUGCUUUGAAGUAUAGUAGUCUUAUUUUGUACAUAAAACUCUUUCGUUUCAAUUUAUAGCUAAUUGUAUCUAUAACUGUAUCUUUAUCUGUAUCUAAA
Drosophila busckii is the source of this 639-nucleotide messenger RNA. Its product is annotated as vesicle transport protein SFT2A. The transcript has 5 exons. Gene Ontology annotation, biological process: vesicle-mediated transport. NCBI's taxonomy places the organism in Eukaryota, Metazoa, Arthropoda, Insecta, Diptera, Drosophilidae. The record is from RefSeq and is a predicted model, not a curated record. Gene Ontology annotation, cellular component: membrane. The coding region runs from base 66 to 557 and encodes 163 amino acids.